UCAACACACCAGUAUUGUUUUAUUGGUUUUAAUGUACAGAACUUUCACAAGUAUCCUACUUUUUUCUGCUGUGGCUCUUAGUUCGAAUUUUCUCGUCAGAGAAUGAAACCCCAACUUAGUUUAGCUUGUUUAGUACUUAAUUAUUUCAAACGAGUUCAUCAUUAUACCCUUGCCUAGAAGGAGAGGGGUUUUACUCUUUUCCCCAUGUAUGUCUGUCUGCCUGUGUACUCAUCAUUUGCUCAUCACAGAUGCUUGAAAUUUUAGCACACUCUUUGUCUAGGCAUGUCAUAUGAAAAUCAUUUUUGCACAAAUAAGAUGUCAACUUCCUGUUAAUCUGUGCAUCUGUCCAUACCAAAUUUUUGUCACAGUUUUCUCUUAAACAACUUAACACUGAAGCUUGAAAUUUAAGCACACUCUGUGUCUACUCUAAGCAUGCCAGAUGGUAAGAUUCAUUUUUGUACGAAACUGAUGCCACCUUCCUGUUUGACAGUGCAUCUGUGUGUGUCAAUUUUUCAUUGCACUGUAACAAAUUGCAGUUUUAACGACAAGUACUUGUUGCUCAUGCUUGAAAUAUUAAAGCAGUCUUUGCGUAGGCUUGCCAUAUAUAUAUUAAUGGGAAUCAUUUUCGUACAAAUCCAAGUUCAACCUCCUGUUUAUCUCUGCAUCUGUCUGUAACAAAUUUUUUUUUGCAAUUUUCAAAUUCUGGUGAGUUCAGAAUAAGUCAUAGUUGCAUGUAUUAUAGUAUGUUUAUUCUUUUUCGCGAACUUUUUCCUUGCAUUUUUGAAAAACAGACGUACACGUGAAUUUCUUUUAUUCGUGUGAUUUAAUUCUCUCACGAUUGCUCCUCACAAAGGUGUCAUUGCUCACAAGGUAUGACUUUUUCACUUGUAUUUUAACAUGUCUAAGUUCUGAAAGUAUACAUGUAUUAAGUCAUGUGGGAUCAAAACUUCACAAGUUUUACUAGCCUACAUUGCUAUUUUGGGGCCCACAUUAAUGUAAAUAAAAGGUUGAAAACAAUUAAAAAGAGAAGCUCCUUACACUGUACAUACUGCUUUACUUCAAAUCAAAUUCCAUUUUUAAUUAAUUUCCACAAUUUCGAGAAGAAAAAGGUGACCCCUGUGAGUUUUCCAAGAAAAUAUGAAUCUGUACCUUCAGACGAAACAAUUGAAUUCUGGGAGUGGACUAAUAAUUAUUUGCAACCCUGAGUCAUUUUUACCCAGAUUAUAAGCUGAAUGAUGAAAGAUGAUUCGUCAAGAUAUUCUUGAAAAGAUAGAAGAAUUGUUUUAUAAGGGUUUUAACUACCGUUUAAUCCAUUAUUUGAUCCAGAGAAACCACAACUGUGAUAUAAGUUAUAAUUGCCUAACAAGAAAAGUUCUACCUAGACUUGGUUUGAAAAGGAGGCUUGCAGACAUUGCUUUGGAUGAAAUAUUUGAUAUUGCACAGAGAGAAAUACUGAAUGGAUGUUCAGGUGCUGAAAGUCUAAGAAGAGUAAUAAAAAUGAAACACCACCUGAAUAUUACCAGGUCCAUAGCAAGAGACAUAGUUCAUCUUUUGGAUAAAGAUGGGAUAAACAGAAGGAAGCAGAGAAGACUGAGAAGAAGGCAAUACUUUAGUAAGGGUCCAAAUUUUGUGUGGCAUUUGGAUGGAUAUGACAAAUUAAAGCCAUAUGGUAUAAGCAUUCAUGGAUGCAUUGAUGGAUUUUCCCGGCAGUUAAUAUGGCUGGAAGCAGAUGUGACUAAUAAAAGACCAGAGGUUGUAGCCGAAUACUUCCUGAAUGCAGUGCAUGCUAUGAAAGGUUGUCCUCAAAAAAUACGUGCUGAUCCUGGUACAGAAAAUGGAAUCAUAGCAACAUUUCAAUCAUUUUUAAAGACAGAUGCAAGUGCAGUAUCUUUUGGAACUUCUACCGCAAAUCAGAGAAUUGAAAGAUUUUGGGGCAUUUUAAGGCAAAUGAAAGCAGAUUUCUGGAUUGAUCAUUUCAAAGGAUUGGUAUAUGAAGAACUGCUGGAAACAGGAAAUCCUUUACAUAAAUCCUGUAUACAGUUUGUUUAUCUUCCACUCAUAAAGAGAGAUCUGAAAGAUAUAAUGAAUCAGUGGAAUACCCAUUCCAUACGAAGACAGAAGCUGGGAGAUACCUUGCAUGGAAUUCCAGAAGUAUUGUUUCAAAACCCUGAAGUUGUUGGUGCGUCAAACUACUUACAUGCUGUUCAGAGAGAUGUUGUGACUGAGUUACAGAGACUUGUCAGAAAUAAUUUCAAGGAGAUUGAUGAGGAUUUUGCUUCCGUAGCUUCAUCUAUUUUGUUGCAUUAUAAUUUGCCUUUCCCAGUCAACAUUACGAACAUGACCUGUGCUCGCCAUCUGUACAUUUUUCUAAGCGAGUUCAUGUCUCUUUUAUUGAGUUGAAAUAGUUAUUAUUGUGACAUGUGUAGGAGAGCUAAAAUGAACUUGUAUAUGUGAUAUAUUUACUCGACUUUGCAGGAUUUUACAUCAUUUGUGCUUUUCUUAUAGUCAAUAGGUAAUUUAUACUUUUAGCUACAAAAACAGUCAAUUUUCAAUGCUGUUUCUCAAUAUUUAAUAUAGAAUGCAACCUCUGAUCUAAAAUAAGCAACUAGUAAAUGAUAGAACUGUUUAUGAGGAUUACAAUUAAGGCAUAUUUAAUUUUUUUUUUAGAUUAGAUUGUGUGCUUAUAUCUUUUUCUUCUCUAAAAGUACUAAAAUAUACCUGAUUACAUUAAAAUUCAAGACCAUUGCAAUUCCAUAAAGCUUUUGCUCCAAGACCCGGCCCCAAGAUCAUGAAACAAACUUAGACUUAGGUAAUUCCACCCUCCUAUGAUGUCAUAGAUUUUCGCAAAAACUGUUUUUUAGUUUAAAUUCAUGCCUGAUAGAACAAUAUCUUUAGGAGGAAUGCUUUUCAAUAUGUGUACUUAUAAAUAUUGUUAACAAAAAUUUUUUUAAAAACGCAUAUUUUCUUAAAAAAUGUUGACAAGGGCAAUAACUCUUUCUCAGGUCUCUUCAUUCAGACAUUUUCUUUAUUGUACUUCUAAAAUAGUUUCCUGGAUAUUCACAAUUCAAAAGUAUUUUAUAUGUAGGAAAUAUUUAGGAACAUUCAGCAUCAGAAUUAUGCUUUUUAACGAGAUUUACAUAUUUUUCAUGAUUCUGUUUACAAAAAAUAUGCGAUUUUUUAGGUUGACAUAUACUUCUGCUUAUUCAUGUCUCCCAUCUGUACAAUUUUGUUUUUGUACUUUGAACCAUUAGAAUUGUGAGGGUGGAAUUAUCUUAAGUCAAAUUUUCAAUCUUGUAUAAAAUAUUCAUUAAUUAUGGAAUUUAAUUAGGAAUUUGCAGAUAACAACACUUCUGGGAAGCACUAUUGAAAAAAUAUUUUAAUUUUGGUAUGCUUGACUUCUACAACAUUUCAUUCAAAAACAGAUAUUUUGACUUUAGCUUAGGAUGCUUCAUGAUCUUGAGGCCCGGAGUAAGGAGACAAAUUGUAAUAGGAAAUGAAAGUACUAAGUCUCAAAUUUAUGUUGAUGAUUAAAAUGGAACAAAAAGUAUAAUCAAUAAAAACUAGAGCGUUGCUUUAAUUUCCCACAUAAGAGUUGUGGCAUAUUACAUGCAGUAUAAGUAUAUGUGACUAGAGACAGACAAAGACAAAGUUAUAAUUAUAGUUUAUUGUUCAUUUGAGAGAGAAAAUUAUUAUAAUAAACUGUAAAACUGUAUUGGUAGAAAAUUCUUUAAUAAACUGUAAAACUGAA
Saccostrea cuccullata (small rock oyster) is the source of this 3748-nucleotide messenger RNA. RefSeq lists its product as uncharacterized. Gene Ontology annotation, molecular function: nucleic acid binding. The transcript has 14 exons. NCBI's taxonomy places the organism in Eukaryota, Metazoa, Mollusca, Bivalvia, Ostreida, Ostreidae. The record is from RefSeq and is a predicted model, not a curated record. The coding region runs from base 1243 to 2400 and encodes 385 amino acids.